GCCGGAUGCUGCCCUUGCAACCUUUGCCUCGAUGAGGCACUCAGCGCUGGCGAAGCAACUCGAGGCAUCACCUUAAGCAUCGAUCAGCAUUGAAUCGACGCCAGCCCAGAGUGACAACGAGGCGACCAUCAUUAGCUUCAUCCACCAGCUUCGAUUCUACUUCAGCGACCAUAGAUUAGCUGCGCAGAGGAGCCCCCGACAGGACCGACCAUCGAUUCAAGUAGGAGGCACAGCGAACAAGGCUCCGGGGCAGAACGCGCAGAAAAAGAAUCGAGAAAGAGGAUUCAGGAAGGGAAUUUGCGCGUGGUGAUUUCUAGCUUCAACCUUCUUACUUUUCAGGUCAAACGUGGUACUCUCAAUACUUCGCAGUUGGUGGUUCUCUUCGGUUGAAGGAGGGAGAAAAGGUUGGGACAGGACAGGGCAAUUCAGUCAAGUUUCGAAAAGCAUCACGCUCGGGUUUUACCCUCAAGAUUGCAAGCACAGAGCUUCGUCUUCAUCUCUAUUGUAUCUGUAUCUGCCAAAGAAGGCGGUCAGACUCUGGGUCCAGUCAAGUUGUUGAAGCAGUAUUUCGGUGGUUGUGGUUUUCAGGAGUACGUAUUUGUAUUCUAUCCCAUGUAUCUCAGAUCCGUUAGAAGCGCGCACGCUUGGAUAUCAGCGCAAACUUUGGCUCAAUUAAUGUUUUCGCACGCUGAUAUGUCUCCUCUCCUUCUACAGAAACCACUUACGGUUACAGGUUUUCAUAUCAAGGUGUAUUAAAGCAAUAAAUCUCAGUUGACCCUCCUUUGACUCUUCAACGCGUCCAAAAUGGCAGACGACGAAUUCGAUAUCGACAUCUAUGGCGAUGCCAACCCUGAACAGGAUACUCCCUUCAAAAAGGAUGAAGAGGGUGAUGUGAAGAUCGAUGGUGUUGAGGAGGCUGUCAAUGGACAUGCUGACACUGCUAACGGCCUCAAGCCCGAAGAGGAGCAGGACGAUCAAGACGACGAUUAUGUCGAUAUCAAGGUCUCAAAGUACGACAGCGACCGCAAGAUGGACGAACAGCAAAAGAUCAAGAGCACAGACGAGUCUGGUGCUGACCUGCUGAAAAUCCCGAAGCAAGCGCCUCAGCAACAAGGCGUUAAGCGCAAAGAAGGUUCAGAUGAUCGCCCCAUAGAUCCUGGAGCAACGACAGCCCUGCUAAUCUCAGAGUUGCACUGGUGGAAUACCGACGAUGAUGUCCGAGGUUGGGUCAACCAGGCGCAAGUCGAGGAUGAACUCAAGGAAAUUACCUUUUCCGAGCACAAGGUCAACGGCAAAAGCAAAGGGUAUGUUUGGUCUUCAAUUUGGUCACCCGUAAGACUAAUAAACUCGUAGUCAAGCAUAUGUAGAGUUUACAUCCCAACAAGCCGCAACUGCUGCUAAGCACAAGAUUGAUGCGUUUGGAGAAGGACAACAGUACGCGAAAAAGCAUACAGUUACUUACUCGAAUCCAAACACCAAUCCCUUUCGGACGUUACCGAAAGAUGCUCCUCCUCGCACUGAAAAGGGAAGCCAAAGCAAUCGUGGACAGUCUGGAAAUUACACUGAGAGGGGUAACUCAAAUGGCAAUUUUGGAGGCAAUUUCCGAGGACGAACUCCGGGUUACAAUGCUCGCGGCGGUAUGAACAACAACAUGAAUAACAACAACUUCAAUCGCAACUUCUCAGGCCCUGCUAUGGGUAACAUGGGAGGUGGUGGCUUCAACGCAGGAAUGGGCUUUCCCAACAACCCGAUGGCUGGUCAAUUUGGCGGCGGGUUCCAUAACCGCGGCAACAUGAUGGGCGGUAUGCGUGGAGGGCCCAAUGGGAUGCGUGGUGGCAGAGGAGGUAUGGGUAACAACAUGAUGGGAGGUAUGCCUAUGGGCGGGAUGCCAAUGGGUGGUAUGCCUGGGAUGGGAGGUAUGCAAAUGGGGAUGGGCCAGAUGAAUGGCAUGCCAGGUAAGUCUGUUCAAAGAGAUAGUGUUGCCUUGGACUAAUCAUGAAUUGUUAGGUGGUGGCUUCGGAGGCAUGCAAGGUCACUUCAACCCAACUUUCUUCCCCCAAAACCAAGCUGCUGGUGGAGAUUGGCAAGCGAAUCCACACGGAGCCAAACGACCUCGCCCAGAGUAAGCCGAUCGUCUAACCGUCUUUGUAUGACGUGGAAGGUUUUAUUAUUUAUGACAUGAUGGGUCUAGUGACCACCAACUACCUAAGUUUUUCGGAUCAAUGGGGGAUUUCUUUCAAAGCAAAGCAUCUGGGUGGAUCAAUACGGGCGUUGGGACUAUGAAUGGUUGUUGCUUUUUUCCUCCGAGAUUUUCGGUCUCGUGCCCAACUGUGUAAUUGUUUAUUGGCUGUACAAUAGAUGGCGUUUUCUUCUUCUUCGUUUGAUACGUGGCCAGCAUGUAUCGGUCCAUAUCUGAAUAUCAGGACGCCGAGUUUGAGGUUUCUUUUAGGGGAUUGUCUUUUCUGUCUUUCUUUUUUUUCUUCUUUUUCUGAUCUCUUUCCUCUGUUCUAUCGAUUUCCUGGUGUUUUGUAUACUCCCUGGGAUCUUUUGAGAUGAGGGUUUUGUGGUAGAGCCAUAUAUAAGACCCGAAAGAGAUCGUGGUAUCAGGGGGGAAUGGUGGGUGUAAUUUGUGAAUGUGUAAAGUAGUGUGUGUAUCAA
Hymenoscyphus albidus is the source of this 2658-nucleotide messenger RNA. NCBI's taxonomy places the organism in Eukaryota, Fungi, Ascomycota, Leotiomycetes, Helotiales, Helotiaceae. The record is from the annotation of a GenBank genome assembly.